CCCGCGGCAAGAUGGCGGUGCCCUGGCCUUGCCACGCAGACUUCCGCUCGGUGCGAAGACGGAGGGCUGGCAGCGAGUGGCGUUGGAGGUGAAGUCGUGACUCGCGGUGUGGAGCUGCAGCCUUGGCAUCAUGUCGGAAGGAAACGCAGCGGGCGAGCCCAGCGCUCCGGGAGGAUCCCGACCCAUCUUGUCCGGGGCGCGGGGGCUAAUUGGGCGACGACCGGCGCUGCCCCUCACCCCAGGCCGCCUUCCCUCCAUCCGAUCCAGGGACCUCACCCUCGGGGGAGUCAAGAAGAAAACUUUCACCCCGAAUAUCAUCAGUCGGAAGAUCAAGGAAGAGCCCAAGGAAGAAGUAACUGUCAAGAAGGAGAAGCGUGAAAGGGACAGAGACCGACAGCGAGAGGGCCAUGGGCGGGGCCGGGGGCGCCCAGAAGUGAUCCAGUCCCACUCCAUCUUUGAGCAGGGCCCAGCUGAAAUGAUGAAGAAAAAAGGGAACUGGGAUAAGACAGUGGAUAUGUCAGACAUGGGACCCUCUCAUAUCAUCAACAUCAAAAAAGAGAAGAGGGAGACGGAUGAAGAAACAAAGCAGAUCCUGCGAAUGCUGGAGAAGGAUGAUUUCAUUGAUGACCCUGGUCUGAGGAAUGACACUCGAAACAUGCCUGUGCCGCUGCCACUGGCUCACUCAGGGUGGCUUUUUAAGGAAGAGAGUGAAGAACCAGAUAAACCUUGGCUGGCUGGCCCCAAGGAAGAAGACAUGGAGGUGGACAGACCUGUUGUGAAAGUGAAAGAGGAGCCACGAGAUGAGGAGGAGGAGGCCAAGAUGAAGGCUCCUCCCAGAGCAGCCAAGAAGACCCCAGGCCUGCCGAAAGAGGUGUCUGUGGCUGAGCUGCUCAGGGAGCUGAGCCUCACCAAGGAGGAAGAGCUGCUGUUCCUCCAGCUGCCAGACACCCUUCCUGGCCAGCCACCCACCCAGGAUAUAAAGCCUGUCAAGACGGAAGUACAGGGCGAAGAUGGGCAGAUGAUGGUCAUCAAGCAGGAGAAAGACCGGGAAGCAAGACUGGCAGAGAGCACUUGUUCCCUGGCUGACCUGACGGAAGGUCAGGUGGGCAAGCUGCUCAUCCGCAAGUCAGGAAAGGUGCAGCUUCUCCUGGGCAAGGUGACUUUGGACGUGACCAUGGGAACCACUUGCUCUUUCCUGCAGGAGCUGGUGUCUGUGGGCCUUGGAGACAGUAGGACAGGGGAUAUGACAGUCCUGGGACAUGUGAAGCACAAACUUGUAUGUUCUCCUGAUUUCGAAUCCCUCUUGGAUCACAAACACCGGUAAAAUGAGCAGAUGGAGGAGGAUGGCGACGGUGCCCACGGCUGCUGCCUGCUGCAGACGUUUUGUUCUCUAAUCUGAGCGACCCAGAGGGGGCUGUUGAGCCCACCCACUCCAGCCUUUGGCAGCCAUUGUCCUAAUUUCACCCAGGACCCACAAGGCUUUUUCCCACAGAAGCUGUGAAUGGCACAGUGACCUUCACACAGCAUGGACACUGCACAUCCUGGCUGCUAAGGACUUGUCCCUGCUAUUUAUUUUUAUAUUUAUGUCUUAAUUUCCUACACUGACUGCAUCCUCCUGAGGGGUGGGGAAGUGGGUCUAUGGAAAAGUGCAGGCUCCUUCUCUUAGAGGCAAUUGGGCCAUGGAGGCAGGAAGUGUGAGGGCUGCAGCUUUGGCUUGGGUGCCCUUCUUGGGAGGCAGCAGAUAGGAGAGAGCAGGGAUAGAGGCUCAGAUGUACAAGCCCAGGCCCAGCUCAGCAGUUCCUAGACCCUGGACAAACUACCUAACCUUUGUGAGCCUCAUAUUCCUCAGCUGACAAAAAUGGAGAUAAUAACCUACCUCAUGGGGUUGGCACAAGGAUUUAUAGGAUGUCACUGAUGAAAACUCCUCGCACAAGGCCAAACCCAGUAGGCACUCAAUAAAUGUUUCCCUCUCCU
This is a messenger RNA of Nycticebus coucang (slow loris), 1974 nucleotides long. It is a transcript of the gene POLR3D, whose product is annotated as RNA polymerase III subunit D. The coding region runs from base 131 to 1324 and encodes 397 amino acids. The transcript is spliced from 9 exons. NCBI's taxonomy places the organism in Eukaryota, Metazoa, Chordata, Mammalia, Primates, Lorisidae. Gene Ontology annotation, biological process: transcription by RNA polymerase III. Gene Ontology annotation, molecular function: DNA binding. The record is from RefSeq and is a predicted model, not a curated record. Gene Ontology annotation, cellular component: RNA polymerase III complex.